CACGACUCGCUCGCUCGCUACUGUUCAUAACCGCCCGGCCAUGAUAUGGUGUUAGCCAGAUGACACCCAGUUAAAUUACUGAUUAAUUGUCAUUCCUUAUAAGUCAUCUAGUAACGCGGAAAUAUGCCAAUCUGCAUCGAAUGCAGACAUCCUGUCAAGACGCUCUGGACUGCGUAUUCUGGCGCAGGAGACAAGGCCAGCGGACACAAUAUCCGACUCACUGUGUGCCGCAACUGUGGCCGCUUCUGCGACAAGUAUGUCGAACAUGACUUUGUUGUUCUUUUUAUCGACUUAGUCCUGAUCAAACCUCAGGUCUAUCGACAUUUGCUAUACAAUACCUUGAUGCGAGAUGAUGAUCGCUUAGAUCCUUCUGUUAUCCGUCUAGGCACUCUCCUACUUCUCUUUGAUGUAUACUUGACAUGGGCACGAUUGGAGAAGCAGAUGGUGCCUGAUGCCAUCCCAGGCGCAAGCAACUUGGGUAAACUUUCGCAACAACCCAUUGUAUUUCAAUACCUCUUCUUCCUCAUCUUUUGCGCGCUCUCGACAGCAGCCUUCCAUGUGAGCAUACGCUUCCUCACAUCGUCCGCUUUCUCUCCCCUCAACCUUCUUGGCAUCCUUCCUCAGUACACAAGGCCCAAUUCGGUGUCUACAGCUCUCCUGGUAUCAUCCUCCACGAAGCUUUUCCCGAUCCUGAUGGUAAUCUGGGAUUAUGACGUUCCCGCCUCAGCUCGAUCACUUGGCUGGGCCGUCGUGGCCAACAAUGUGGAGGCGCUACGCAUUCUUCUUGAUUGCAACUAUGUCACAGCAUGUUUACUCGCUAUCGCAGGGGCAGCUUCACGCUGGGUGGUCGGCCGGGCUGUUUUGCUCGCUGCUGGCCUUGCCGACGUUGACUCAAUAGGUGAAAGUGGCGUGGCAGCAGACGGCAAAGCUCUAUGGGCGUUGUUGAUAUAUGCGAAGGAAUGGGCAGGCCGUCUUGCUGUCGGGUAAUUUAUCACUGAAGCCAAGUAAUCAUACGGCAUUUGUCCAAAGCAAAAUGAUGGUCUGCAAAGUGCGUCCUUGGCUUGGUAUAACAGGCGUUCCAACUCCAUAUGUAAUAAAAAACAAUACCAGUUCAAGUGUCAAAAGUCCAA
Molecule: messenger RNA, 1130 nt
Organism: Fusarium verticillioides 7600
Lineage: Eukaryota; Fungi; Ascomycota; Sordariomycetes; Hypocreales; Nectriaceae
Exons: 4
Coding region: 124-987 (287 amino acids)
Biological process (GO): sterol metabolic process; intracellular sterol transport; sphingolipid metabolic process
Cellular component (GO): Golgi apparatus; cortical endoplasmic reticulum
Source: RefSeq, a predicted model, not a curated record